UAAAGCUCCGGACCCAAACAGAGAGUUUUGGAAGAGAGGAGAGCGGUCCCCACACCCUCCAGGACCACACACACAGAUACAGGCUCCCUAGAAUGUGCAAGCUCACUGCAAAUAAUACCGCACACAAAGACUGAAAGACUGAUCACUCUUCUCUCUCCUUCUCCUUUAUGCACCUAGAAGGCCCAUCUAUCUGUCUGUCGUCCUUUAAGGCCCUUUCAGCCAUCUGACCAGAUGCCUCACAUGGCCCAAUUGGUUAUGAGUUCUUCUCCAUCUUUUUUGUGCUGCUUAAUUGGGACCAUAUAGCUUGGCAAGCGUAAUGAUGCUAAAAGCAAAACAAACUGUAAGUGACCCUUCUCUUGUUUGGAAUAAACUUUCCACAGUUGCUGUCGUUUCUCCCCCACGCUCUCUUGGUUUCUAGAAUGAAUAAUAGGGAUAUAACGAUCACUGUCACAGAAAAAUACAAAUGAGGUAUUUUAAUAUGCAGUGAAAAUGGUGGAAAUCUCAGCAGAGACUUGGCGGUAGACUUCUAAGGUUUUGAUUACAUCUUGGGCACUUGCGUGUAUGCAUGAGACAACAGUGCUAGAAAACAUUUUGCUUGACAUCUUUCACAAAGGCACUGAUGGCACUGUAGAUGAUGUCAUAUUACUUGUUGGUGCAUUAAUAUAGGAUGGUCUUUCAUACUUUGGCUCUGUCUGUUAUAUUUUCACUGUUCAGCUGUCGGAAUAACGGGAACCAGAAUGUGAGCAGUGGCGCUGAAGAUGAUGAUUCAUAGGGCAAAUGGUGAUGAGCCUGCGCGUAUCCGAGCUUCAGGUGCUGCUGGGCUACGCGGGGCGGAACAAGCACGGCCGCAAGCACGAGCUGCUGACCAAGGCGCUGCACCUACUGAAGGCCGGCUGCAGCCCGGCCGUGCAGCUCAAGAUCAAGGAGCUGUACCGCCGGCGCUUCCCCACCAAGCUAGUGUCGCCGGUCGAGCUGGCGCUGCCUGGCGUCCACGCGACGGCUGCCCCUGGUUCGCUACCCGCCGGCCUGGCACAGCUGGCCUUUGACGGGCACCACGGGGCGGCGCCCUCGCCGCUGCUGCCCAUCUCGCUGCUCGGCGCCGCAGCGGCCGCCAAACACGAGCUGGGCGCGCUGCCGCACUUGCCCGCUGCCCUGCACCCGGUGCACCCCGACGUCAAACUGCAGCGGCUUCCCUUCUAUGACGUGCUGGACGAGCUCAUCAAACCCACCAGCUUGGCCUCAGAUAACAGUCAGCGCUUUCAGGAGACGUGUUUCGCUUUCGCAUUGACACCUCAGCAAGUCCAACAGAUCAGCAGCUCAAUGGACAUAUCGGGGACCAAAUGUGACUUCACAGUUCAAGUUCAAUUAAGGUUUUGUUUAUCAGAAACAAGUUGUCCUCAGGAAGACCACUUUCCGCCCAACCUAUGUGUGAAAGUCAACGGCAAGCCCUGCAACCUCCCGGGAUAUCUUCCACCAACCAAAAAUGGAGUAGAGCCAAAGCGACCCAGCCGACCAAUCAACAUUACCUCACUGGUCAGACUGUCCACCACAGUGCCCAACACAAUCGUGGUCUCGUGGACCUCGGAAAUCGGAAGGAGUUACUCGUUGGCGGUGUACCUGGUGAAACAGCAGUCGUCCACAGUGCUCUUGCAGCGGCUACGCUCCAAAGGCAUCCGGAAUCCAGACCACUCCAGGGCCCUCAUCAAAGAGAAGCUGACAGCAGACCCUGACAGUGAGAUCGCCACCACCAGCCUGCGGGUCUCCCUGCUUUGUCCACUGGGGAAGAUGCGUCUGAUGAUCCCGUGCCGAGCGCUGACCUGUUCGCACCUGCAGUGUUUCGAUGCCACUCUCUACCUCCAGAUGAACGAGAAGAAGCCCACAUGGGUGUGCCCUGUCUGUGACAAGAAAGCACCCUAUGAGCACCUCAUCAUUGACGGGUUGUUCAUGGAGAUCCUGAACAGCUGCGACGACUGCGAUGAAAUCCAGUUCAAGGAGGACGGCAGCUGGGCCCCCAUGAGGUCGAAGAAGGAAGUGCAGGAGGUGCCUGCUUCAUACAACGGACUGGAGGGCUCGCAAUGUCGAUCAGCCGUUUCGGAGCAGAGGUCCUCCUCCCACUCCAGCAACAACAAGAAGGUGGAGGUGAUUGACCUGACGCUGGACAGCUCGUCAGACGAAGACGACGACGACGAACCCCCAUCCAAGAGGUCGUGUCCCUCUCUGUCUCCCACCUCGCCGCAAAUUAGUAAAGGGGUGCUGAACCUGCACACACAGGCGUCUCCGGUGAGCAGAACUCCCAGCAUGCCCCAGGUGGACUCCAACUACAUCCCGCCCCCACCCCCCCUCAUCCAGGACUACCGCCACUACUACCCGACACACAACGACUUGUCAGAUUUGAAUUUCUUCUCUGUUUUACAAGGCGAAAACCAGCAUUACAACAUGGUGAUGGCAGCGGCAGCUGCGGCGGCAUCGGCCUCAGACGAGCACGAACUGCUCCUCAACCGCUUUCUGCCGUACAGCUCGUCGCAGCUCUUCCUGGAGCCGCCGGGCGCUGGAUCCAGUGGCGGAGGAUUGGCGCCGGUCAACGGGGGCGGCGGAGGAGGGGGCAGCGUGGGCAGCAGUAGUGGCGGCAGCAGCAGCGGGAGCAGCAGCAGCUUGGUGUCGUCCAGUAGCCUCCGGGACGCCACCUCGGCACACCUGCACCCCGCCACCUCGCGGCCCAGCGCAGAUGCCCUCGCCGCUGCCGCCGCCCUCUACGGAUCCAUCUCCGAUGUCAUCUCGCUAGACUGAGCUCGCGCGCGCGCGCGCGCACACACACACACACACACACACACACACACACACACACACACACACACACACACAUACAUGUACACACACGUACGCGUAACACACAUACUCACUAAGUAUACAGAGACGUAAACGUAUACACACACACACACACACAUACAUGCACGCACACCAAAAUGGACUGAACACUGAUGAGAUUUCGAGGGUGAGGAAAGAAGAAAAGGCAUUUAGGAGAACAAGAAAAAAGUGGAACGUGGAGUUUUUUUUAAGGACGAAAAGAACAAUGCUAUGUACAGAGAACAAAAAUAUAUAUAUAUAAAUAUAUAAAUAUAUUUUCAGUUUUACUUUUGUACAUAAGACGUAUGAGACUGCCUCUCUGUUCAGUGAAUGACUUCAGUUGACUUUUAUUUCCCCAGGAUACUGAAGAUUGUUGGGUCCCUUUCUCCCUUCUGUACACAUUUAUCGGUUCCUGUGCUUCGGUCAGAACUUUUAUACCUCUUGUUUUCUUUUUUAAGAAUUCUAUUCUUAUCUUACACUGAGUCUUGUUCCGCACCAGUGGGAUUUGUCGCCUUCAGAGACCGAGAGAGACACUGAGGUUAUCAAGACAUCAGACAUUCUUUCUUCCAAAUUUGAAUUUGUGUUAUUUCUACUAAAAAAAAAAAAAGGAAAAAAGGAAAGGAACAAAAGAGAAGAGGAUUCUCUGGAAUUGUCCAGUAGUGUGCGAGGUAGGGUUGGUCGAGUUCCGGUUCGUAGGUAUUCUGUGAGUUCUCCUCACGUUUGUAAAGCAUUUCCUCGGCCUUGGCCGCCAUGCUGUGGGACGUGCAUCUAGUUUGUGUGGCUUGUCUGGUUAAUUUCGUCCCAAGUGAGUGUCCAGAUCCUCCAGUGCUGUCACACGCUCUGUUGGCAUUUGGAAAGCUCCUGCAUUUCAUGUGAAAGGAGGAUGUUUUUGUUAUGUUUCUUUUUCCGCUUUGCCGACCACUUAAUUUUCAUUUUGCACAAUGCCAAAAUCGAUCUCUUGUGUGUUCAAGCUCUGGAAUCACCCCAGGGAGCCGUGAAAAGCAUUCACAGGUUAUUCUCUCGGUGUGAUGGUUUCUGCUCCCAUCCCUGAAAAAAGUCUUUGGUACUGUAGAGCAGUGUCUGUGUGCAGGAAGUCUUUAUCUGAAUCCCGUCCAUCAUCUGUGUGUGUGUGUGUAAGUGUAAGAGAGAGAGAGUGUGUGUGUGUGUGUGUGUAUGCAUACAUGGGGAUUCCAAAUCCAUGUGAAGUUCUUUCCAUUCCUGCAGUCUAGUAUUUAAACUCAAGAUAGCAAAAGAUUAGCACCAUGUAAUCUGGCAGUAGGUGUUUGGUACCACCUAAACAGGCAAGCAUGCAUGCCUCUAUUCAGUUAUAGACAUCUCUUUUGAUGUUUAUGUUAAACUAGAUGUUCUACAAUUAUGUUUGUCACGGUCUUGCCCCUGAUGUAGACAGAUGGAGCAAAAAUCAGUCUGCAACCCCACUGGAAGAAUUAUAUACAGAAUUUUCCCUGACAGAUUAAUGUGUUCAAGCCUUGAAUAAAUGUUAGUUAUUAAACUUAAAUGCUUAGACGGAUGAAAAGAAUAAGGGGUAAGAUCGGGGAAAUAGUUUGGGUGUCGUUUUUAAUGUCACACAUUGUGACCCCAAAGACAUUCCCAGAGUUAAUUUCAUAUAGAUUUAUUUGUGACCAUUUUAUGUGCAUGUAUAUUUUCAAAAACACAUAGUCAAAUCCCUUCUGUCCUCUUGUAAGCUUGUAGAGUUUGAAGGAAGCCCAAAAUAUGAUCGAAAACCUGAGUAGGUGUUUGAGCAGUGUGUCAGCAUCUAGUGGUUUCUUUAAGGGUAGUUUAUUCUUUGAAAUGCAGAAAUGUGACCAAGGGCUAUGUUCUGGAAUUCUAAUUCCGUUAUUUGGGUCAGAUGAGCAACCUUUUUCAUUAAGGUUCCUUGUUACACAGCCAUUCCUGGCUUCUGAACAGAUUUCUAACGGGACGUUUAAAUUGUGCAACCCCAUUCUUUUCAACACUUCUCGACUGAAUGAAAUGUUUUCCUUCCUGACUUCAUCCUGUGUAUAGAAUAUGCUCUGUAUUUUAUUUAUUUCGUAAUCUAUAUGUUUUUUACAUCUUGAUUUCAACUGAUUUGUUGUCACUUGCUAGUCUUGUAUGAGCAUAACUAUUUAAUGAGCUUCAUUUUUGUUCACUUUCUUCAUUUUUUUUUCUCCCAGUGUCGCACUCAUGUGGAUAUAGCUUUUAUUAUUGACAUUCUUUUCAUGAACCCAGUAAUGAAUCCACACUGUUGAAGGCUCGUGUUAGUGAUCAGCUGGUUUGGGUGGCAGGCCAUGCAAUAUCUGCAUGCUUAGUCCUUGUAGCAAAACCUCAAACUUCUUCAUUCUCCUCAGUAUUCAUGUUAAGAACGCAUUACGGCCCAUCCAGAAGACAACCUUUUAAAAGUGCUCACAGAGAGACUUUGAAUGUUUUUCUCCAUUGAUGUGCUUCAUGCGGCUUGCAUGCUUCUUUUUAUGGCCAAGACCAUGUUUGAUGAACUGUUUUUUUUUUUUUUUUUUUUUUUUUUUUUUUUUUUUUUUUUUUUUAAAUUACUCCUCAAAUGUCAGUGUUAUGAGUGCAUUGCUGCCCUGGUAUUUAUUUAACAGUUGUGACCACCAUUGCAUGGAGUGAUUGACAGAUAAGCACAGGGCCUUACUUGUUAGCCACAGUCCCACGGGCAGCCUAUGCCACAACCUAGCCAAACGGCUGCCUCAUGCAGUGCAGCCGUCUUGCUUUGUUUCUGAAGGUUUUUUUGUUUGUUUUGUUCGUUGCUGGGAGUUGUGUUGUGUUUUUUUUUUUUGUUUGUGUCUCAUUUUCCGCCAUGUCUGUAAAUAUGAUCCGAUCAAUGUCGGCAUGAGUCACGGGGUGUGGUUGGAAAUCCUGUGAAAAUGACUGAAGCAACAGGAGCUCUCCUGCACUCAAUGUCAGUGUUGUGAAGACGAUAAAUUGAUAAAGGGAAACUGUUUUGAGUGAGUGUGUGUGUGUAUGCCAUUACUGGGUAAAACAAAGUGUAUGGUGAAUUGUGCAGAAUUAAUGUUCUGGUAAUGUUAUAGUGUCUUCUGUCAUCGUUCCCAAAAACAUCCUAUUGAGAAUGAUUUUAUAUUUUAGAUACAAAGAAAAUUGUGCACCAAGUGGGUUUGAGAUGGAUUCCGAUUUUGUUUUUUUUUUUUUUUUUUUUUUUUUUUAAAGUAUUUCAGAUCAGCUGACGUCUGCGCUCACUGCCUUAACCCCAUCGAGUCAGUUUCCAUGCGGCAUGUCCUACGAGAGAAAUGGCUUUUUAAGGAAAAAAACGAAAGUAAUGAUGUACAGUUGACCAAUGUCAGUUUGUAUAAAGUACUAAGUGAAAAAAAAAUAUUUAUUACAUGCAUUGAAAGAAAUUGUUUACUUAUUGAAUGUUACCUGUUUAUGUAGGGAAGUUUAGAUGUAAUAAACCGCAUUGAGUUAAA
Molecule: messenger RNA, 6281 nt
Organism: Alosa alosa (allis shad)
Lineage: Eukaryota; Metazoa; Chordata; Actinopteri; Clupeiformes; Clupeidae
Gene: pias1a
Product: protein inhibitor of activated STAT, 1a
Exons: 14
Coding region: 778-2787 (669 amino acids)
Biological process (GO): protein sumoylation; regulation of transcription by RNA polymerase II
Molecular function (GO): transcription coregulator activity; SUMO ligase activity; zinc ion binding
Source: RefSeq, a predicted model, not a curated record